Molecule: messenger RNA, 8402 nt
Organism: Corvus hawaiiensis (hawaiian crow)
Lineage: Eukaryota; Metazoa; Chordata; Aves; Passeriformes; Corvidae
Gene: SLC31A1
Product: solute carrier family 31 member 1
Exons: 5
Coding region: 4133-4900 (255 amino acids)
Biological process (GO): copper ion transmembrane transport
Cellular component (GO): membrane
Molecular function (GO): copper ion transmembrane transporter activity
Source: RefSeq, a predicted model, not a curated record
AAAAACGUGUGUACAUUGCUUAAACCAGUGUGUCUCAUAUACAUGUGAAUCAACCUCCUAAAAAUUAACCAGGAGUUCUGAAGUGUGGUUUUCUUGCUAUUCAGAGUCUCAAAACACCUGAAAGCCAGUUCAGAACUUGUACAAGUGUUGCCUUUUCUGGGCUGAGUCUGAUGAUGAUGUUGAAGAGCAGCCAGAGAGGGAGAAUGAGCUGUGUGAAAAUGGGCAAGUGGUGUAAGAUGUGGGGAUCUCCUGUGAAUCACCUGUGCUGGACUCCCUUUUAUGAGGCCUCUAAUAAACCAGUGCCGUCCAUUUAUUACCCUCAGCUUUAGUUUUAUCUGCAUGGGACAAAGGUAUUUAUGCUGUUGCUAGAUAACAUUUAUAAUGAGAUAAUAACAGAUAACUCUUGUUCUCCACCUGUAUUAAAGGCCACUAAUGCAUUUCUAGGACACACGGAAUCACUUUUGCCCCUGAGGCCCUGCUUUCUUGGCAAUGCACUUUUUGACUCUGGUUUCAUUUUGUGUCUCCUGAGAUUAUUUCAUAGUUUUAUGGGGUUUAAGGCUUGAAGGCGCCAUAAAAUUCAUCUGGUCAGAGCUGUUUAUGCUGUGUAGCCUGGUGUGUGUCCUUCCCAGUCCAGCAAACCACGGAGCAAUGGUUUAUCAGGAUUAACUUGCAGGUAGUUCCCUGUCUUGCAUCCUGACAUAUCUGUCAUUCCUUAUAGAUGGAAUGCUUCUGCCUGUGGCUACUGAACAUCCACAAACAAUAGUCUGUGUCCUUACCCUGUGGACAGACACAUUUUUGUGGGAGACAGGCUUCUUUCCAUAGGUGUACAGGUGGUGCAGGAGGUGUUGAACCUGCAGGAAUCUGGGGGCUGAAUUAGUGAGCACGAUGAAGAAUCUUGUAUGCAAAAGGUGGUUUUCUUUUUUCAUUUGAAGAGAAAACUCUCCCUUCAUUUAAAAAGAGCUGUUAUAGUAGAGGAAUAAAUGCUAGGAGCUGUUCUUGAUCAGGGCAUGUGAAAUAGGAAGUGAAAUUCUCCACUAGGCCUGGUUUUUCUAAGGCAGCAGAAGUUGCCUAAUCUUACAGGAUACACAUCUUGCAAGAUGGAGUUUUAAAUAUUAAUAUAUUUUUAUAUUAGAAAGUUGUUGAAGAGUAUCACAAGGUUCAGGACUCUGUCCCAUUUGUUCUGAGCUUCCCCCGAGGCAGCAGGAUGGUUCCUGCUCUCUGGCCAUAUGGAUCACAUCUGCCUGGUCACCAUUCCUGUGUUUGGUUGUGUAACAGCUGAGCAAAAACCGCCACUGAGGAUAAGGAAGCAUCAUCUGUUUAUUCAGGAACUAAGUAAUCUUGGAAAAUAUGGGUCACAUGGCCCUGCUUUUCUGUCUCCUCUUCCCAGUGCUGACCCGUGUCUCCUCACUACUCAGCAUCCUCAGUUGUCCUCAGCUGAUGAGCGGGUGCUGAGAGUUCUAGCAGGAGCUUCCCAGGUGAUUCCUGCCUGAGCACCACCCACCCUCCUGCUCCUCCAUCCCAGCACGGCUCUUACACCCCUGCCCUUUGAGCCAUUCUGCCUUAUCUCUGCCUAAACUUCCUCCGUUCCUGCCAGGAAGGGAAGGCCCUCAGGUUUCUCCUCCCUGAGAGCUGAAUCCCAGGGGCUUUGUGAGCUGGGUUUGUGUUCCUGUGUCAUGCCUUCGAUGACGUGAGGAAGAGAGGUGAAGCUCUGAUGGUGUGGCCUGCUGGUCUGCAGACCUGGGGUGACUGCUUGCUUCAGAAGGCUCUCACAUGCCCAGGGAGUGCUGAAGUGCUUCUGUAGAUGCUUCCUGGGGAUUGCCUUUGAUGGAAACUUGUCAGUUCUAGCUCUGAAUUCACGCUGGCGUUGGCUAUAAGGAAUUUUGGUGUCUGCCGUGCCUUUCCUCUGAUGUUAUCAGGCUUAGAGUCUGAGGUGUUCUGCUCUGCAGGAUUGUUUUCGGCUGCCUUUCACUCCAUUGGGCCUGUGGGUAAUGACAUGGUGUGUGCUUCACUUAAUGAAGUCCAGUGCAUUGUCCUGUAAAGAACAAUCUGUCCUGGGUUAUUUUUUUUUUCUUGUUCAAAGAUUACAGAUUUCCUGAGGUGUCUGCAGAAGCUGGGAGAUUAGGAAUGACCGUCCCCUUCUAGGGAAGCCUCUAACAGAGAGUUUGCUAUGAAAAUAAACUCCAUCAAAGGGACAUUAUUGUAGCCAUGGCGAGAGGAAGAGCUCUGGCCCCUCCUCAAGUAACAGGGAUUGUGCUGAGUGACUGUGACCAGCUUUGCUUUAGUUGGACAGCUGAGGGAUGCUUUGAUUCAGAGCAGAGGACAGCACCUUAAGGAUUGAACAUAUGCUGAUACUUCAUCAUUAAUUAAUGUAUAUAACUGCAUCAAGCUGCCAAAUGAUGUGGUGCAGUUCCAGGAAGUUUGUGUGAGCCUGGAACUGGAGUCCACAGUCUGGAACCGGAGCACUGUUUGGGGUUUUUGCCAUGUCAGUGGGUGCUGUGUGACAGCUCCAUGUGGAGGGGUCAGCCUGAGCCUUGGGGAAACAGCAGCCCAAUAAAGAGAGGGACAAAUGUGUAUUGGUACAAGAAACACGAGGAUUUGGUAAGAAUAAAAUAAGCACAUGAUGGCAGCCAGGAGGCCUGAAGGAUGGGUGUUUGGAGGAGCACGUACUGCAGGGUGUGAUUGUCAGCCCCAGCCCUGUGAUCUGGCUGUGCUGCAGUGAACCUGAGCUCAACUCUGGCUUAAGGUGUCACCCCCAAACCUCCCUGUGUGGGUGACAUGGUUUUGCUUCAUUCUUCUCCCACAUCCUGCCUGUGGGGUUUGUCAGGAUCACCUUAAUAAGGGUCUGUCUCAGCCUGGGCAAAUCCCAUCAGCUGUGGGCACGGCUCAUGGACAGCAGAGUGGUUUUGAUGUGCCAAAACUUUGUCAUUGCCUUCAGCAUCCACAGCUGUGCUAUAAUGGUUCCGGGUGGGGUCCUCAGUGGAGGAUCAGAUCUCCUGUGUGGAUUUCUCUCCUCACAAAACCUGAAAGCCCUGCAUGUCAUUGUAAAAGCCCAUUCUUUGCCUGUGUUGUACGUUCCAGCUGUGAGAGCUGGGCUCUGGGUGCUUCCAGCUUGGCUUCCUGUCCCUGCUGAUGUCCCUGCUGACUGCUUCCAUCCUGGCAUGUCACAGGCUGCUCAGGCAUUGUCCCCUUUUGACCCUGAACACAAGAUGUUGUCUGCAGCCCUGCUCAGCUCUUUUUUGCCCAUUCUCUGCUCCCCGCACUGCACCCUGUGGCGUCUCAGGCUGGACAUCCUGCAGAGUGCCUGUCAUCCUUCAGAACUUCUGAAACCCAUGGCUGUGAAGAGCUCAGCCUGCUUACAGGUAGACAUGGAGAAUGUGCCCUGUGUCACACUGUGUUCCUGCCUGGCUCUGCUCAUCCAGCCUGAGUCCAUUUUCAAGCUUCCGUGGUCAGGGACAAGCCCCAGGAAAUGCAAACUUGUACAGCCUGACCCUCAGCGUGUAUUGGAGGUGCUGAGCUGUGCCCCUCCCUUUCCCUUUAUCUGAACCCCUUCUGGUGUGUUCAGCUUUUGGGAAGCCUUAAACUUCUGGGAAAAGCUUUAGGAUGAGACUCUUAAGGUAGUGAGGCAGUACCAGGGCAAGCCACAGUUCUUCUGUGAUCUCACAAACAUUCCUUGAAUUCUUAAUAUAGCUCUAAGAGUUCCUUCUUCAGGAAUUGUGCAAGGGAAAAACAGAGGUGUGCAAUUAAGUGUGCUGGGCACAGCACAGUCCCUCCCUGUGUCUCAGUGCCAGCCUGGGGUUGCUGAAGCUGCUUGGGAGAGUUCCAAGAGGAAUUUUCACACUGGGAAACAGCAGUGUGUGUCUGUAACACGUGUUCUGCUGCAUUACUGAAAAAUGUAGUGUUUGUUCCCUGUGUCUUUUAAAGUGUGUCUUUAUAGCUGGCCCGGGGUGCUGGGUGCUCCUACAGCAUGAACAGGUAGAAUUGGUCUGUCCCACAGUGGUGCCUUUAAGCAGCUCUGGAGCUAUGCCCGGGAUCCUGGAAGAAUCACAAGUCCACCCAUUUGGAAAGGAAGCAGUUAAAGGAGAAAAGUUUGCCAGGAAAUUGAAUAAACUAGAAGCAGUACUUAGGUCUCCUGAUGACGAGCUCAGUGGAACCCACAGCUAGAGCCAGUGAACAGAGCUGCAGUGUCUGCAGGCUCCUGCUUCCCUCCCACUCCAUUUACAGCACUGCUAAACAAAAAAGGGAUUGGGCUUGGGACCACAAGCUGGGAGCCAGUGGAGCUCGGUCUGCCAGGGGCACUGCUGGUCCCACUUUUCUAUGUGCCUUUCUGAACCGCUCUGUCCUCAAGAUGUCUCACCACAUGAACAGCUCCAUGCUGCCAACCUCGCAUCCGCCUGAGCAUCACCACUCCUCCACCACAGCCCCGGGACACAGUCAUGGACCUGACAUGAUGAUGAUGGCCAUGACUUUCCACUUCAGCUGUGAGAAUGUGCCAUUGCUGUUCUCUGGACUUACAAUCAAUUCUCCUGGAGAAAUGGCUGGUGCUUUUGUGGCUGUCUUCUUCCUGGCCAUGUUUUAUGAAGGCCUUAAGAUCGCCCGGGAGUGUCUGCUCCGUAAAUCCCAAGUCAGCAUCCGCUAUAACUCCAUGCCAGUGCCAGGCCCCAAUGGCACCAUCCUGAUGGAGACACACAAAACCGUGGGCCAGCAGAUGCUGAGCUUGCCCCACCUGCUGCAGACUGUGCUGCACAUCAUCCAGGUGGUGGUCAGCUACUUCCUCAUGCUGAUCUUCAUGACCUACAACGGGUACCUCUGCAUCGCCGUGGCAGCGGGAGCGGGCACCGGAUACUUCUUCUUCAGCUGGAAAAAGGCCGUGGUGGUGGAUAUCACAGAGCACUGCCACUAACACUGGAUGUGCCCACAGGCCUCUCUACCCCACUGCUCCCUGCAAGUGCAGCCAGCCCCGAGGACUGGAGCAUUCCUAAGCUGCCAAGAGAAUCGUGAUAAAGAAAAUCAACUGGAGUUCACCACAAGUUCCUGGAGGGGUGCAGGGAUGUGAGGAGCUGGGACACGCUUCUCCCCUUGACUCUUGAGAGCCCCUUCUUGGCCAGGAUUUGCUUUAUUUUUAGAUUAUGCUGUGAUUGAAAUUAGUUGGCUGACAGAACCGUAGAAAUUAUUGUUUUAAAAAGAAAACAAAACCAUUUUAUUUUUAAAUUGUAAAUGCUCAUCAGUGGGGGUUUAAUGAACAGUAGGAAAAGAUCAAAGUUGCCAAUAAUGUGUGAAUGGCUGUUCUAAUUUUGAUUUUUUUCAAUGUGUACAUAAUGCCAGGGGAGGAGAUUGCCCUGGCAUUGUGGCUUUUGGGGCCAAUGACACGUUUUGCUCUAGGACUCAGCCUCUGAGGAAGAUUUGGUGCUGCACAUCAGACACGCUCAGGUGUGUUCUGGUAAGGGAGGACUUUGACCCAAGGAUGUGAGCUGUGUGCUUCAGGGGUUGGAUGAACCUGCCCUCCAAGCCCACCAGAGGAUGAUGAUGAGUGUUGUUAAUCUGAUGUAUCCAGCAGCUUUACUCAGCCUCCGGGGAGAACACUCGAGUUUGACUGCUUUCCCUUCCCAAUUAUGGAGCAGAUGCAGGAUAAUAGUUCUGUAUUUACAGGGCAAAAAGCUUCUAAAUAAACCAUUGAACCCACAGAUACUUCAUGUGGAACUGCACCUGGAUGGAACUAGAGCUAAGCUUUGGGUUACUAGGACUGGCUCUGUAAAUGAGGCAAGAGCUAAAUAAUGAUUUCAUGACACGAAAGUUAAACUGGCUGAAGAAGGUAUUCCUAGAUGGAGGUGAAGGGGGAAAACAACCAUGUUCCUGUAAAGGAGAGAUUUGGGGAAGAGGAGAAGGAAAAUACAGGACUACAGCAGCCUUCUGUGUCUUCUCAGGUGAAAUUUGGAGCAGUGUGGGCUGAUAAAAAAGUAUUCCUGACCCAGAUGACUCCUGUUUGUCUUAAUAAUCACAGUGUGCCCAUGCUGGAGCUGCAGGUUCUCAGUGCCAGGGGGGGACAGGUGCUGUGGUGCAGUGAAGAACUCGGUCAGUGCUGUGGGCUCUGCCCGGUGCCCAGGCGGGACAGGCUGUGAGGGGGCAGAACCUGCCUGGUGCCAGGACAGGCUUGGGGAGCAGCUCUGGUGUAGCACCUGGAUGUUAAUAAAAGUUGUUCAGAGUGUGGUGCAAAGCUGGAGUCUUCCCUCUACCCAGUUUGCCCAGUUUGUGCCUGUAACUGGCUGGAAAAGAAGACAGUGGGAAUUAGAGAAGGGCCCUGAGAACAGGCCCCGCUUUCAGACUGGGGCUGGUGUCUGGGACAUCAUGAGAACAGGGAAUCCUGCUGGGAUAAAGCCUCUGGGCAUGCACAGGAAGGUUUUUUCCUCUGGAGAUGCUGCUGGUGGCUGCUGGCAGCAGCUGUGUGAGGAAAGCUGAUCUUUGGAAUGACAUUUUUUAGCUCCUGAGCCUUCGAGGGUGAGGCCAUCCCUGCGUACAUGGGUGCUCCACGGUGCUGGUGCUGCUGUCCCUGCACAGAGCCCACCCUCCCACCCUAAGGAAAUCCGGUACUGCUGCUACCAGGACUUGAAUUGCACCUCCUGAAGUCAGCCCUCCUGGGCUGAUGCCAACUGUUUAUUUGGACAUCUUGUUUUCUCUGGACAGUGUAAAUAGAGAAUAAAAGGAGCUGAGUUAAAAGCAGGCUUAGGUUCCUAAAUAGCUGCUUUCUGUAGCAAAUUCGCAUCUGGGUGAAGGAGGCAAAGUUAUUUUCAUGGAAAAGUUCUAGCCACCUCCUGCUGAGAGACAGGAAAAGUGCUUCCUUCCCCAGUCUGAUCUUUGAAGGGAGUUCUGUCUGGGACAGAACCUACUGCUGCCCUCUCUGCACCUGUCACAAAGGUAAAACUCCUGUGCCCUCUAAGCAAUCAUGGGAGGGGAAACCUGACCCUCCCCAUCCCUGGAGAGCUGGGAGGAAUGUUAGUGUUGGACAAAGAAAAUGGACAAUCCCUUCCCACUCCUGCUGGAACUGAGAGGAAACCUGAGUGUUUGUCAGAGAAAACGAGCUGUUAAAAGCUGGAGAUGGUGGUUGGUGGUGUGGGAGGUUUGCACUGCAGGGCUUGACCCUGAAGGAGCUCAGGGUGACAUUGCCACUGCUGCCGCUGGUUUUUCUGGAAGGGGCUGGAAUUGUUGCCAUUACAAUCACAGGUGGAGUGAGGAGUGGCUUUGUGUGGUGACCUCAUACACCUCUUGCUGUGUCUUUCUUUGAAACAGAAGCUGCUUGGCCUCACCUUGCUGUCACCUUUUAGCCAUCGUUCUGUGUAUCCAAGUGACCAGACUUGAAUUCUCUGAGGGAUGACUUGGGGAUCAGGCUGUGGCUCGUGCAGUGUCAAUCUGGUUCUUGUUAAGCUUUUCUGCCUCGUUCUACUUGUACCACCUGUGCCCCUGGAAUUGUUUCCCCACCAGGAUGAGCUCCCAAGGCUCAUGUCCUGCCCAUGCUCUUCCCAGAGAGGGUACACAGCUUUCUCCAGCAUGCACUGGGAAGGGACACUGACCUAGCAGGGGUCACCUGGGCAGGAGUGUCUCAGGUGCCCCAGCUGCUCCCACAGCCUGCACGAGGGGUGCUUUGAGCACCCUGGGCUGCCCAGGGAACGUCAGAAGGGAAGCGGCUGAGGAGAGCAGGGCGAGGCUGUGUCCCCUCUGCUCCUGAGCUCCCUGACGUGCAGCUGGGGAGGGGCAUGUCCAGGCUGCUCCCUCCUGCCAUGGCCGUGCUUUCCUCAGUUAAUGGGACAAUCCAGAGAAGCCACUGACCUCCCCGUGCCCCAGCCUCCCCCUUGCCACCCGGUGCUACCACGGUGCCUUCUCAGCCCGGGUUGCUGCGUGCUGUGGCAGAGCCUGAGCAAAGCCUGAGCUCCCUCUGGGUGGGAUUGGCAGCUCUGGGGCAGCCCCAGCCCCUCUGCUGAAUGUAAAGUUGUCCAGGUAACACGGGAAGGGGAGGGCUGGAAGGAUUUCCAGACCUGGGUACAUUAAAUUCCUGUGUUGACACACAUGUAGCAUGCUUGGGUGUGCUGUCCUGCUUGGGGGUGACAUCCUGUGCGUGUCUUUGUGUCCUGAUGUUUGCUCUCCACACGCUGUGCCUCCGCAUUGUCAUCAAGGGGGGAGCACAGAGCAUCCAGGCUGUGGCCCUGAGCAGGCUUUUGUUGCUUUUCUUUGAGUGCCUUUUGAGUUUGUCUGGAGCCAGUCCCACCCAAUCCAGCAGGAUUUCUAGUUUUGUUUACAGUGGACUGUCAGUUUUGUUUUUACUCUUGCUCUUUGUGGCGGUAACUUGUCUGAUGUUACUGUGAAAAUCAAGAAUCUCCUGUACAUAAUUAACCAAUAAAAUAGAUUGCAUUUUA